This is a messenger RNA of Rhizophagus irregularis DAOM 181602=DAOM 197198, 1128 nucleotides long. The record is from RefSeq and is a predicted model, not a curated record. Lineage: Eukaryota; Fungi; Glomeromycota; Glomeromycetes; Glomerales; Glomeraceae.
AGAGUUUUUAUUUUUUCAAUAUGGAUACUAGCAUGGAAAUUAUAAACGACAGUGAAGUAGCUGCCCAACAAGCGGUGUCUACUGUCGUGUCAAAUGCUCCUAAUAAUUCUGGUUUAAUGGUCGCUUUACAUCCAUUGACGUUGUUGAACAUAUCAGAUCAUUUUACACGUGUACGAAUGCAAGAACAAAUACAAAGCCCACAAGUAAUUGGAGCAUUGGUUGGUACUCAAACGGGGCGUGAAGUAGAAAUUACCAAUUCAUUUGAAUUAGCAUUUGAUGUAGUUGAUGGAAAAGUGAUAGUGAAUGUAGAUUAUUUUACAACAAAGCAAGAUCAAUUCCGCCAAGUUUUUCCACAGUUUGAUUUCUUGGGAUGGUAUACUUUGGGACGAUAUCCAACCGAAAGUGAUAUUGAAAUCCAUAAACAGAUGAUGACAUGGAAUGAAAGCCCUCUUUUUCUUCAAAUGAAUCCUUUUGAUAUUGUCACAUCGAAGAAUUUACCAAUCACUGUUUAUGAAUCAAUUAUUGAUCUUAUUGAUGGACAAGCUCAAACAUUGUUUAUUAAGUCACAAUAUAAGAUUGAAACUGGUGAAGCUGAACGUAUUUCUGUCGACCAUGUUGCUCAUACAACUCUUGGGGAAGGUGGUGAAGGUUCUUCGCUUAUUGCACACCUGACAACUCAAAGGAAUGCAAUUAAAAUGUUGCAUACUAGAAUAAAGAUUCUUCAUCAAUACCUUGUCAAUGCUAAAACAGAUGAAUCAUGUGUUGAUCAUGAUGUUCUUCGUCAAAUUGCCGGACUUUGUAAUAGAUUGCCAACUAUUGACAGUGCUGAUUUCAGACAAGAAUUCCUUACGGAAUACAAUGAUGUUUUAUUGACUUCAUAUCUGGCGACUAUAACCAAAGGAACUAAUUGCAUCAAUGAGCUUGUUGACAAGUUUAAUAUUGCAACCAGUACAAAUAAAUCGGGAGGACGUAGUAGACAUCAACAUCAGGGAUUCUCGAAUUUCUAAUUAAUGGAAAUUUCGUUUAAAGAAUUCAAGGUAAAGAAAUUUCUUAUUUGUAUUUAAUUAUAUGAUAUUUUCUAAUAAAUAAAGUUAAUUAAUUACCAGGAUUUACCAACCUAAUAUUUAA